AUGGAGCCCCGCCUGCCCGUCCUCGACUCCUUCACCAUCUCCACCCCCUCCCUCUCUGUAGUCAUUUCUGCAGAUGACUCUCCACUGCCCCCCCACGUCCAGCCCCAGCCAGUCCCUGCCCACUUAUUGACGGUCCAUUCUCUGCAGCCCCGCGGCCCCGCAGAAGGUGCUUCCGAAGCUGGCGGCGAGGAGCUGGAAGCUGCUGCUGCUGCAGCAGCAGCAGCAGCAGAGCAGCAGGAGGAGCAGCAGCAGCAGCAGGAGCUGGAGGCGGCGGCGCUGCAGCGGCAGCAGCAGCAGCAGCGGCUGCUGCACCUGAACAGCCAGAAGCAGCUGAGCCAGGAGGAGCUGCGGGAGCUGAAGGCGCUGCAGGAGCGGGAGCAGCAGCAGCAGCAGCAGGAGCUGCUGCUGCUGCAGCAGCAGCAGCAGCUGGACUUGCUGCUGCGGCGCGCGGACUCCAGACACGCCGACCGGGUGUACAGACACCCCGGAGCCCCCCCGCCCAUCCAGCAGCUGCAGCAAACUCCACAAAAUGAAAACUCAGAAGAUUUAAUUAAAAGAAUUUCCACUUUUGAAACAAAAGACUUCACUUUUUGGGACAAACUCCGCAGACACAACACCCAAACUCUCAUUCGCCGCUGGCGCUCUUACGUCCCUUCCGGCCAGGAAGACUCCGCCUUUUACCUCCGCAGCAUUCGCCUCCCCACCGGCCCCCAACGCGCCCCCACCACCAGCAGCAGCAGCAGCAGCAGCAGCAGCAGCAGCGGCGGCGUCCCCAGGCCAAACCCCCCCUUCUAA
This is a messenger RNA of Eimeria necatrix, 795 nucleotides long. RefSeq lists its product as hypothetical. Lineage: Eukaryota; Apicomplexa; Conoidasida; Eucoccidiorida; Eimeriidae. Bases 1 to 795 code for a protein of 264 amino acids. The transcript has 3 exons. The record is from RefSeq and is a predicted model, not a curated record.